GUAGUCUAUCAAGACUACGGCGAAUAAUGGUAACCAGACCCAAGGACUAAUAUGUUCCCCUCGUGAUGGCAUAGAGGCUACUCUUAAGAUGGCCAAUUUCCCGAUUCGGCAACUAGACAAGCAUUUGCCAAGUUGUGCCAAGUUUUGGGCAGUCCAUGACGCUCAAUUCUGGGGUUGACGAAUCAGAUCUACCAAACAGAUGGAGUCAAUAUCUACAUUUGAUACAACACCAUGCUCAACUUACCUAACAGACCACGACUCAUCGCGAUUCUAGGUUUCGAUUCGCUAACUCGAAAGUAGAUGAUUGGACUCGUUUAGCAAGGACGAUGUGACCCAGACCGUCUCAUCUUUAUUUGCAUAGCACGGUGCUCGGCUCAUCUGCCGAAGCUGAGAAUUGGCUGGAGUUGGUCAGUUUUGCGUUGAACUCGUGUCAUGGCUCGGAGGGCUUAAUCAUGACGUCAACUUUUGACAUACUACGAAGCCCCUUUACAAUCCGUCAUGAUCCAUUUUCAACUGAUAUUUAUAUGAUCGACCAGGUCAAUGUUUACCAACCGUACUACAGUCAAGUCAGUCUUAGCUUCGUAUACCAUUACUAAAGCCUCAUUUGCAUCCUCCACACGUUUCGGGCAUCCCCUUACCGGGACUCGAAUAGGAAGAUCUCUCGUACACGCCAUAUCGCCUACCAUAUAAUAAACCGGCCAGCAUGGGCCUCUUCAGCCGUCGUCGUGCCGACGGGACGAAUGGUAACGGACAUCAGAAUGGACAUGUUCAAGAUAGCGUAGCCUAUCCUAUGGCGGUCCGUCCGAGUUUUGGUCAGUGGCUUAAGGUCACAUGGAUCGAUAUCGUUACGAUGGCUUGCAUGGGCGCUAUAGGGCUUGGUGUGUACGAAGCGAAACCAGCUCCGACUCGAUCGUUCCCAGUAACCUUCUCCGAUGGCGAGGUCGUAUAUCCGCAAUUCGCAUAUCCCCUGCGUAAGGAGAUCGUCCCUAUCUGGGCAGCAGCCUUACUCGCGGCUUUGGUCCCUAUCGUCGUUAUUCUUCUCAUGCAAAUCCGGAUCAGAUCCUUCUGGGAUGUGAGCAAUGGUGUUAUUGGCCUUCUAUACUCGCUCAUCACCGCCGCCGUCUUCCAGGUCUUUUUGAAAUGGCUUAUCGGCGGCUUGCGUCCGCACUUCCUUGCCGUGUGCAAGCCUGAUGUAAGCCUCGCUAGCAACGCUCCCGGCGUUAAGGGCGCUGGUUAUAACGGGGCUGGCUUCACGAACAUCUACUACACUAAAGAGAUCUGCACUGGUGACGAGAACGAGAUCAAUGACUCUCUCGAAUCAUUCCCGUCAGGUCAUAGCACGGCAGCCUUCGCAGGCUUCAUCUAUCUAUCCCUCUAUUUGAACGCCAAGUUAAAGGUCUUCUCAAACUACCACCCGGCGAUGUGGAAGCUUAUUGCGAUCUAUGCGCCGGUACUGGGGGCUACGCUGAUUGCUGGCGCGUUGACGAUCGAUGAGUUCCACAACUGGUACGAUGUCGUGGCGGGCGGCAUCAUCGGCACCGUUAUGGCCUUCUCCGCAUACCGUAUGUGUUACGCCGCGAUUUGGGAUUGGCGCUGGAACCACGUUCCCCUUCACCGCGGACAGGCAUGUCUAUACACUUACGACAGCGCCGAGCUUAUGGAUGCCCUAUGGACACGCAAGGCCGGAUGGGGUGCCGGGGCCUCUAAUUACGGCGGUAAUGCGCAAGGUGCAAGCGGCCAUGGCGGUGUGACUGGUUUCCAGCGGAAGCCGGUUGGGGGCGGUACUGCGCGAAGGGGUGAGGAUAUUGUCUAAAUAAUCAUGGCGUACGCAAACUUAAGUUCAUAACAUAAACGCAUAUAUACCUGUUAGGGUUUCCCAA
This is a messenger RNA of Daldinia decipiens, 1880 nucleotides long. RefSeq names its product acid phosphatase/Vanadium-dependent haloperoxidase. Gene Ontology annotation, biological process: phospholipid metabolic process. The transcript has 2 exons. Gene Ontology annotation, molecular function: phosphatidate phosphatase activity. NCBI's taxonomy places the organism in Eukaryota, Fungi, Ascomycota, Sordariomycetes, Xylariales, Hypoxylaceae. Bases 704 to 1813 code for a protein of 369 amino acids. The record is from RefSeq and is a predicted model, not a curated record.